AUGAACUUCUUCCCAACCAUCCUCAUGGUCCUAGCCGCCCUCGCUCCUCUCACGAUGGCUAAUGCUGGUCACAAGGAGCCAGGAAAAGACCCAAGCAAGGAGCCGAGCUGUGGCGCUCCCUUUUGUAAGCGGGCUGAGGCUCUGGCUCGAGCCAAGGCUUCUGUCCUCGCUGAGCAUGAGGCAAAGAUGGCGGCUAUUGCUAUGCCUACUGCUACUUCCAAUGUCGCGGGUUCUGAGGCAAGCAGUCUGGCUGACUAG
Molecule: messenger RNA, 258 nt
Organism: Alternaria burnsii
Lineage: Eukaryota; Fungi; Ascomycota; Dothideomycetes; Pleosporales; Pleosporaceae
Exons: 1
Coding region: 1-258 (85 amino acids)
Source: RefSeq, a predicted model, not a curated record